Molecule: messenger RNA, 2010 nt
Organism: Bactrocera latifrons
Lineage: Eukaryota; Metazoa; Arthropoda; Insecta; Diptera; Tephritidae
Product: endochitinase
Exons: 7
Coding region: 55-1890 (611 amino acids)
Biological process (GO): chitin catabolic process; carbohydrate metabolic process
Cellular component (GO): extracellular region
Molecular function (GO): chitin binding; chitinase activity
Source: RefSeq, a predicted model, not a curated record
CUGUCGACAUGCUUGUCAGUUGGGCGGCAAGGCGCAAAUAAAAACGUAACGCAUAUGCGCAGCUACUGUCAUUCGACGUCAAAGACUCGCGCGUACAGCAUGGAUAUUCCUUUAAAGCUAUUACUACUUAGCUUAACGCUAACUGCGGCACUUACAAGCACAGUCGCCAAUGAGCAACCGGCACGUAUUGUCUGCUACUUCAGUAACUGGGCCGUAUAUCGCCCCGGUGUGGGACGUUAUGGACUCGAAGAUGUGCCUGCCGAUUUGUGCACACAUCUGGUCUACUCAUUUAUUGGUUUGAACGACAAAAGUUGGGAUAUCUUGGUUAUCGAUCCUGAGUUGGAUGUGGAGCAAGAUGGUUUCCGCAAAUUCACACAACUGCGACAAAAGCAUCCCAACCUAAAGCUACAAGUGGCCGUCGGCGGGUGGGCAGAGGGUGGUUCGAAAUAUUCGCAGAUGGUUGCGGUACGUGAGCGACGACUCAGUUUCAUACGCAGCGUUGUGCAGUUCAUGAAGGAAUAUGACUUCGAUGGCUUCGAUUUGGAUUGGGAGUACCCUGGUGCCACCGAUCGCGGUGGCACUUUUGGCGACAAGGAUAAAUUCUUAUACUUUGUGCAAGAGUUGCGACGUGCCUUCGAUCGUGAAGGACGCGGUUGGGAAAUAACAAUGGCGGUGCCAGUAGCGAAGUUCCGAUUGCAGGAAGGCUAUCAUGUGCCCGAGCUAUGCGAAUUGCUAGAUGCCAUACACGCCAUGACUUACGAUCUACGCGGCAACUGGGCUGGCUUUGCUGAUGUACACAGUCCGCUCUAUAAGCGCAAGCACGAUCAGUGGGCUUAUGAGAAACUAAAUGUGAACGAUGGUCUUGCGCUCUGGGAGGAGAUGGGUUGCCCCGCCAAUAAGCUGGUCGUUGGCGUGCCCUUUUAUGGACGCACCUACACACUAAGCAAUUCCAACAAGAACUACAACAUGGGUACAUACAUCAAUAAGGAGGCUGGCGGUGGUGCACCCGGACCUUACACCAAUGCCAGCGGUUUCCUCGCUUACUAUGAAAUAUGUACCGAGGUACAGGAUGCCACCAAGGGUUGGACUGUGCAAUGGGACGAGCAGGGCAUGGUGCCCUAUACCUACAAAGACACACAAUGGGUGGGCUAUGAGGAUGAAAAGUCGGUACAAAUCAAAAUGGACUAUAUUAAGCAAAAGGGCUAUGCGGGCGCUAUGACCUGGGCCAUUGAUAUGGAUGAUUUCCAUGGUUUGUGUGGGCGCGAGAAUGCGCUAAUGCAAAUUCUCUACGACAAUAUGCACGAUUACACGGUGCCGGAGCCGACGCGCGAAACGACUGAGCGGCCCGAGUGGGCCAAACCACCAGCGACGCCGCCGAAUCCCGACGAGGCCAGUUUCGUGUCACAAGAUGUCACCACGAAGCGACCGAAGCCAAAGCCCACAGCAACGACAAGUAGCACAACAAAACGACCGUUGGCCGAGCAAACAACCACAACAACAACCAAGAAACCAUCCAAAGGUUCCAAAAAACCCAAACCGAGACCCAAGCCAAGACCCACCACAUCCACGGCAACAACCACUACGGAAACACCGACCUCAUCAAGUAGCGAAGAAACUGGUGGAUUGGAAGUUUUAGAACCAAAACCGGAGAUUGUUGAAGCAAGCGGCGGACAUGUGAUGCCCGAUAUUGACUGUACAAAUAAAGACUUUAUACCGCAUGCAGAUUGUCAAAAGUACUAUCGCUGCGUGCACGGCGAACCAGUUGAAUUCGAAUGCAAGGAGGGCACCGCUUUCCAUACAAUUUUGAAUGUUUGCGAUUGGAUCGAGAAUAGCGAUCGCUAUUACUGCACCAAAACAAAGAAAAAGGCGCUGAGCAAUGAGACGAAGUAAUUUUUUUUAUUUAUAAUAAAGAAAUUUUUACUUGAAAUUAAGUGUAAAGCAAGUAUUUGUGUACUAAGUUAAUUAAAUGUAGUAUAUAAGAAUGCGAAAAUUAUAUUUUUUUAUGUCGAA